AUCUAAUAACUCUUCUCCUCACCCAGACCCUCUCUCUCUCUCUCUCAAAACCAACAAUGGCUCUAUCAAACACCACAUCACUCUCUCCCAAACCCCUCCUACAAUCCCAACCACCCUUCCCUUCUUCCCAAACCCACCACCCCACUUUCUGUCUCCUCCCCAAAAAAUCCCGCCACCCCAUCUCCGCAGUCCACGCCGACCAGCCAUCCAAAACCCCUGUCGCCACCACCCCAAUUCCAUCUCCGCCGUCCAUGGCGACGCCAGGGCGGUGGAGCCCAGACAGCUGGAAAUCGAAGAAGGCCUUGCAACUUCCAGAGUACCCAAAUGAAGAUGAUCUUGAAACGGUGCUCAAAACCAUCGAGUCGUUUCCUCCCAUUGUGUUCGCCGGAGAGGCGAGGACGUUGGAGGAGCGGCUGGCGGAGGCGGCGAUGGGGAAAGCUUUUCUUUUGCAAGGAGGUGAUUGCGCUGAGAGUUUCAAGGAGUUUAGUGCUAAUAACAUAAGGGAUACUUUCAGGGUUUUGCUUCAGAUGGGGGUUGUUCUUAUGUUUGGUGGCCAAGUGCCUGUGAUCAAGGUGGGCAGAAUGGCUGGUCAAUUUGCAAAACCAAGAUCUACACCAUAUGAGGAGAUAAAUGGUGUGAAGUUGGCAAGUUACAAAGGGGACAACAUAAAUGGUGAUGCUUUCAAUGAGAAGUCGAGAACUCCAGAUCCAGAGAGGAUGAUAAGGGCUUAUUGCCAAUCUGCCGCGACCCUAAACCUUCUUAGAGCUUUUGCAACCGGAGGGUAUGCUGCAAUGCAGAGGGUUACCCACUGGAAUCUUGACUUUGCACAGAAUAGCGAGCAAGGAGAUAGGUAUCAGGAACUAGCUCACAGGGUUGAUGAGGCCUUAGGAUUCAUGGCUGCAGCAGGACUCACAGUUGAGCACCCUAUCAUGACCACAACUGAGUUCUGGACAUCUCAUGAAUGCUUGCUUUUACCUUAUGAACAAGCACUUACCAGACAGGAUUCGACUUCUGGCCUUUUCUAUGAUUGCUCUGCUCACUUCAUAUGGGUUGGGGAGCGUACCCGACAGUUGGACGGUGCCCAUGUCGAGUUUCUACGAGGAGUUGCCAAUCCCCUUGGCAUCAAGGUGAGCGAUAAGAUGGAUCCCAAUCAGCUAGUUAAUCUCAUUGACAUCCUAAAUCCCGUUAACAAGCCAGGAAGAAUAACUAUAAUUGCAAGAAUGGGUGCUGAGAACAUGCGAAUCAAGCUGCCGCAUCUGAUUAGGGCUGUUCGUAGUGCGGGACAUAUUGUGACUUGGGUUUGUGAUCCAAUGCAUGGAAACACUAUAAAGGCACCUUGUGGACUCAAAACACGGCCUUUUGAUGCAAUCUUGGCUGAGGUUAGAGCCUUCUUUGAUGUGCACGAGCAAGAAGGGAGCCACCCCGGAGGUAUUCAUCUUGAGAUGACAGGGCAGAAUGUGACAGAAUGCAUUGGUGGCUCCCGAACUGUGACUUUUGACGAUCUCAGCUCACGCUAUCAUACCCAUUGCGACCCAAGGCUCAAUGCUUCUCAAUCUCUUGAGCUGGCUUUUAUUAUUGCCGAGCGGCUAAGAAAAAGGAGGAUUGGAACUCAACACAAGCUUUCUUUGAGUCUUUAGAUGUAUUCGCAAGUCCUUCAAUUUCUCUAGUUUGUGCCUUAAAUUCAAGCCAUCCACCAGAGCUUCCUUUGCGGGUACCAGGUUCCAGGGUACUGCAUGAAUACGGAUUGCUUUUUAUUGGGCGAAGGAAACUCUGGCGAAAACCCCCAAUUUCGACUUUGAAGCCGUGUGAAGCUGUUAAUGGUAAGUUAUUCUUUAGUGUUCAGGUUAUCUUUUGAGCAUGGAGCGGAUGUGCCCUACCAUGAUUUGAAUCCUUAAUAUUGUAGUGUAUGACUGUAAGCUGCAAAUAGCUGGACAAUAUGGAUUGCCUUGUAAUAAUGUUCUAUUGGUUUUGUGGAUUGGAAGUUAAUAUUUAUGAACCUAAGUAUGCAUGUCAUUCAAGAUA
Rhododendron vialii is the source of this 2022-nucleotide messenger RNA. RefSeq names its product phospho-2-dehydro-3-deoxyheptonate aldolase 2, chloroplastic-like. Gene Ontology annotation, biological process: aromatic amino acid biosynthetic process. Bases 57 to 1637 code for a protein of 526 amino acids. The transcript has 5 exons. Lineage: Eukaryota; Viridiplantae; Streptophyta; Magnoliopsida; Ericales; Ericaceae. The record is from RefSeq and is a predicted model, not a curated record. Gene Ontology annotation, molecular function: 3-deoxy-7-phosphoheptulonate synthase activity.